Drosophila mojavensis is the source of this 3047-nucleotide messenger RNA. Its product is annotated as periodic tryptophan protein 2 homolog. Gene Ontology annotation, cellular component: small-subunit processome; Pwp2p-containing subcomplex of 90S preribosome. Gene Ontology annotation, molecular function: protein binding. The coding region runs from base 106 to 2985 and encodes 959 amino acids. Gene Ontology annotation, biological process: maturation of SSU-rRNA from tricistronic rRNA transcript (SSU-rRNA, 5.8S rRNA, LSU-rRNA); ribosomal small subunit assembly. The transcript has 10 exons. Lineage: Eukaryota; Metazoa; Arthropoda; Insecta; Diptera; Drosophilidae. The record is from RefSeq and is a predicted model, not a curated record.
UUGGUAUUUUAGCGUCCACCGCUUAACACGUGCAGUGCGUUUUGUUUAUAGUUACCGCUUAAAGGCAUAAUUUCAGUUCUUUGAUUUAUAAAUUAACUGUGCGAUAUGAAGUUUUCUUACAAAUUCUCGAAUUUGUUGGGCACAAUUUAUCGCAAUGGAAACUUGGUCUUCACGCCUGAUGGCAAUUCAGUUAUCAGUCCUGUGGGCAACCGGAUAACGGUAUACGAUCUCAAGAACAACAAGUCGCGCACUUUGUCUUUGGAGUCCUAUUACAACUACACAAACAUUGCCCUAUCUCCAGAUGGCAGCCUGUUGAUCGCUGUCAAUGAGCAGGGCAAUGCGCAGCUGAUAAGCAUGCUCUCCUGCACGGUCAUACAUCGGCAUAAAUUCCAAACGGGCGUGCAGUGCAUCAACUUCAGUCCCGAUGGCAAAUACUUCGCAGUCGCACGAGAGAAUCUUGUGUUAAUCUUUUGCUCUCCGGGUGAAAUAACUGGCGAGUACAAUCCGUUUGUACUGAAGCGUAGUUUCAUUGGUGGCUACGACGAUAUCACGUGGCUAGAUUGGUCGUCAGACUCCAAGCUUCUGGCAAUUGGCUGUCGCGAUAGCUCCACUAAAAUAUGCGGCAUAAAUCACAUGCUUAACUUUCGAACGUAUAAUCUAAGCGGACAUACGGAUGCCAUUGUAUCGUGCUUUUUCGAAUUGAACAGCCUGCACUUGAACACUGUCAGCCGGAAUGGACAACUCUGUCUGUGGGAAUGUAGCCUGGAGCCAUCGGACUUAACUGAAGUCGAUAAAGCUAAGGCGGAACCUGCGCCGCCAUCUGCAAAGCGAAAAACUCCAAAUGCUUUUAAGGGAUCAGACAGUGAAUCCGAAGAUGAUAUUGAAGACAAUAUGGAAAAGAAAGUAUCAAGGAAGGCAUUGAAUGAAGAAAUCGAUGACCUGGACCAGAACGAAGUGAAAGACGAAGGCGUGCAAAAGACCCAUCCGUUCUAUUAUAAAAAGCUCGGUCGGCACUAUUUAGCCAACGAGCCGCGCAAGGAGAAACGCGAUGCGAUGCUAACGGCGGCCAACUACAAUCGGCAUACAAAGGUGUUGGUGGUCGCCUUUAGCACUGGCGCCUUCUACUUGUACGAGCUACCCGACGUCAAUAUGAUUCACUCGCUGAGCAUCUCCGACUACCCCAUAUCGACGGCCCUCUUCAAUAACACUGGCGAUUGGGUUGCGCUGGCCUCACGCGAAAUCGGCCAACUGCUGGUGUGGGAGUGGCAGAGUGAGCAGUACAUCAUGAAGCAGCAGGGCCACAGCAGUGAAAUGACCUGCAUAGCCUACUCGCCAGAUGGCCAAUACAUUGCUACAGGCGGCGAGGACUCCAAGGUAAAGCUGUGGAACACCCAAAGCAGUUUCUGCUUCGUGACCUUCAGCGAGCACACGAGUGGCGUGACCGGGGUACAGUUUAGCCGUAAUAAGAAGUUCCUGGUUAGCAGCUCACUGGACGGCACAGUGCGUGCUUUCGAUAUAAUAAGAUACCGUAACUUCAGGACAUUCACAUCGCCAACUCCUGCUCAGUUCGCCUGCGUUGCAAUUGACUUCUCGGGAGAGUUGGUUGUUGCUGGUGGUCAGGAUGUCUUCGAGAUAUUCUUGUGGUCCAUCAAAACGGGCAAAUUGUUGGAAGUCAUUAGCGGUCACGAGGGCCCAGUGACAUCUGUGGCCUUCUCGCCUGUGGCCACUUCUUCGACACUCAUCUCUGGAUCUUGGGAUAAAACUGUGAAGGUUUGGAAUUGCCUGGAGAGCAAUAGCGAGCACGAAACAAUUGAUGCUAUUUCUGAUGUCACAUGCGUAGCAUUCUCUCCCAGCGGAGAAGAGAUCGCCGUCGCAACGCUCGUUGGCAACAUACUAAUCUUUGACGUGAAAUCAGCGACACAAGUGAACACAAUUGAGGGACGCAAUGAUUUGGGUGGCGGUCGAUUGCAGACGGAUAUAGUAACUGCUAAGAAAAAUGCCAAGUCGAACUAUUUCUCAACGAUAGAGUAUUCAGCGGAUGGAGAAUGCAUUCUGGCUGCUGGCAAAUCCGCCAAUAUCUGCAUAUAUCAUGUGCGUGGGGCGAUGUUACUGAAGAAAUUUGAAAUAACACAAAAUCACAGUUUGGAUGGCUUAAAUGAGUUCAUUAGCCGCAAGCAUCUGAGUGAGUUUGGCAAUAUGGCUUUGGUAGAGCAACGUGAGGAGGGCGAAGGCGGCAAUGUGGCGAUUCGUUUGCCGGGCGUACGUAAGGGCGACAUGUCCUCCAGGCGUUUUAUGCCUGAGGUGCGUGUCUUCUGCGUUCGCUUCUCACCCACGGGACAAGCAUUUGCCGCUGCAGGCACCGAAGGACUUUGCAUAUAUGCCCUAGACAAGGGCGUGGUAUUCGAUCCGUUUGAUUUGACGCUGGAAGUGACACCAAAGGCAGUACACGAGGCGCUUAAAAGCGAGGAGUUCACCAAGGCGCUCGUCAUGUCCUUGAAACUGAACGAGCCCAAUUUAGUGACCUUAGUGCUGGAGCGCGUGCCAUACAGGGAUAUUGAGCUACUUUGCGCGGAUCUAUCGCCCGACAUCGCCCAACGUUUGCUGCAACAUCUGGCGCGCCUCCUGCAGUCCUCGCCCCACAUCGAGUUCUAUUUACAGUGGAGCUGUUGCCUGCUGAAUACCCACGGCAAUCGUGACGACGUCUUCCAGCACACGGCUCUGCUCGGCCUACACGAAAGCAUUUCGCGUAAAUAUGAAAUGCUCAACAAAAUAUGUGACUACAACAAGUACACGAUACGAGUGCUCCUGGACAGAGCGGAGCAAUUGGAAGCAGAGAAAGGAGCAGACGCGACAAUGGAUGAGGAUAGUGAUGAUGAAUUGAUGUUGAUCAAGAGUAAAGCGGACAGAGCCGAGGAAUGCGACUUUAGCGAUGAAGAAGAAGAAGAAGAAGCAGAGGAAGACAGUGAGGAGUCUGACGGAGUGUAGAAUAGUUAAUCUUGUUAUAUAGAUCGUACGAAUACGCAUAUUAAAUUGUAAUUUUAAUGAAA